GUUGCUGCUUUUGAUUCUUUCAGGUUUGUCAUCAAAGGAAGCCUGGCUGGAGCUGCUGUAUACGUCGCAUAUGAUCAGGGCCUGCUGGGCAGUGGUACACAAGGUGCUGAAGCCCUCAAAAAAGCUCAAGCAGCACUGCCUCCAGCUAUCCAAGAGUGGACAAGUUACAUAGGCUGGGAGCUUCCCACCACUCCAAAAUUUGACUUCAGCCCCUCUGAUUCCUGGAAUAAAGGAGUGCAGACAGUCAUGUCUGCCUUGUCUGUAGCUCCCACCAGGGCCUGUGAAUAUUCUGUGCAAGGCUGGAAGUAUGUGAAGGAUCUUGUCAAAUGA
Messenger RNA from Cariama cristata (Red-legged seriema), 330 nucleotides. It is a transcript of the gene MICOS13, whose product is annotated as chromosome unknown open reading frame, human C19orf70. The transcript has 3 exons. The annotation marks the transcript as partial. The record is from RefSeq and is a predicted model, not a curated record. Lineage: Eukaryota; Metazoa; Chordata; Aves; Cariamiformes; Cariamidae. Gene Ontology annotation, biological process: cristae formation. Gene Ontology annotation, cellular component: mitochondrial crista junction; MICOS complex.